UACUAUCGUAUGUAAUUUUGUGUUUUCGAGUUUUGCGUGUAUCGCGAAGACCUUAACAGAACACCGUUGUAAGAGGUUUAAAAAUGGAUAUCACAGCUAAGACCAUAAAAUAUAUUUGUCUCAUAAUAACAGUUCAAUUAAUAACUGCUGUAGAAGGUGAAACGGGAAAAAGUGACGUCUGUCCAGAUCAAGGUCGGGCACAUCAUGGAGAAUGGCGGCGUCUAGCUGGUGAUAGUGACAAGAUCACAUGUGAGCUUUAUUGUCACCAUGGAUACACCAUUAGUGGAUGCAACGUCAUCACAAAGUUAGCAAAUGGUCACUGGAGUCAUGAUAUACCAACUUGUGAAGAAGAAUCCUUCUUUUUUAUGGCGACAAUUGUGAAAAAAUCAUGCAAACUUGCAAAAUACGCACCUAUGUUUGUGCUUGAAUAUAUGGGAUUUUCUAAAGCAGGGAUUGUGAAGAACUCAAUCGCUGCAAAAUUGAUGAAAUGGCUGAAAACUGUGAAAAAGAACAGUUUGUUCGCAAAGAUACAAAGCUAUAUGAUGAAAGGCGCUUAUCCAAUUGAAUAUUUAGAUAAAAUAUGUGAAAAUCUGGCAGAAUAUUUCAGUCAUGUCAGUAGGAAGCAGAAUUGUGAGCCAAAAACAGAAUUGUGAACAGAAAGCAGAAGUGUUGACCAAAACGUCUGAAUGGCUGAAUUAUGAAAGAAACUGUUCGAAAUUUUUUCUAAAAUAUUAUAAGUUUCAGUCUAACACAUGUACAAAACGUUAUUAAACAUGUAUGUAUUUUUCUUUUUAUGUUUUCUAUAUUAUUUCUUCAUGAUUACGUGUUCCGUUUCUUG
Molecule: messenger RNA, 838 nt
Organism: Ruditapes philippinarum (Manila clam)
Lineage: Eukaryota; Metazoa; Mollusca; Bivalvia; Venerida; Veneridae
Exons: 4
Coding region: 84-653 (189 amino acids)
Cellular component (GO): membrane
Source: RefSeq, a predicted model, not a curated record